This is a messenger RNA of Funneliformis mosseae, 639 nucleotides long. The record is from the annotation of a GenBank genome assembly. Lineage: Eukaryota; Fungi; Glomeromycota; Glomeromycetes; Glomerales; Glomeraceae.
AUGACUACAUUACUUCGCAUCAUAAAAAGUAUACUAGUUCAAGUAAAAUAUAGAACUUUAAUUAUUCCAAUAUGUACUAGUACUGCUCUGUCUAAAAUUGAAAAUUUGGAUAAUUCUGCAUUUAGUAUAACUCAAUACGAAAUGACCAAUAUUAAUCUAUCUCUUAUGAAUUUUAAAGAUUCUAUGAGUCUAUUUGAUGGGUUUACCACAUAUUAUUAUGGCAAUAGUAACAUUUUGUCAGGAAAGAAUGAAAGAUUUUAUUAUUGUAUUGUGAAUUCUGUAAGAGGAAUUCCCGUUAUCAUUGAAAUUACAGUUAUAACACUUGCUUAUCUGGGAGAGAAAGAAGAAAUAAAGGGAGCAUUUCAAAGUUAUGAUGUAGCGAAAAAAUAUUGGGAAAAUAUAAAGGAUCGUGUUAAAGAAAAAUAUUCCAAAAAAUAUUGGUUGUUAAGCUUACAUAGUAAGGAUAAUAUCAUGAAGCUAUUGUAUUAUAUCCAUAUUCAAAAGCUUGUUACUAAGACAGACCAAUUAAAUGGUUGUACUAUUGAGAAAGUGGAAGUCAGUGGUCUCAUUUAUUUCAAGGACAUUGCAAAGGGUGAUGAAUUUAUUCCAAGAGCUCCGUUAAUUUUAUCACUAUAUUAG